AUUUAAACUGCGCGAGUAGGGACGUCCCUGGCCGUUGCCAUGGUUCUCUGGAGAUCCACCAGCACUGCACGUGCGGGGCCCAUGGUAUCCGGUUCUCCAGCCCGAACGCGCGGAUGGGCGAAGGUGCCGUCUUCCUCCGCGGCCGCGCGGCGCGCAAGAGGCAGAUCCUGAGGACUCGAAGGCGGCGUUCUUCACGCGAGAGCGAAGACCACGGCGCGGUGCCAGGGCUCUGCGAGCCGAGCCGACAGAGCUCCGCGAGCACCUCAAGUGAGGAGGAAACUUGGCCGCUGCGUCCACGAGAGGCGGACCUGGGCGAUUUCCUCUUGCCGUGCGGUUUGUAUCAGGAGCAGGUCGUGGAGCUGAUGUAUCGGCCCCUGACGCCUGAGGACUAUGAGUUGUUGAAGAGUUUGGAUGAUGCUCUCCCGAACCGCUCUACGGCUGAGAAGAGCCACGUCGCUGCGCUGCUGUCCUCUGCGUCCGCCGAUCCGCUGUGCGCUUUGGGCGAAGACUGUGGAGUCUGCUUGGAUCCUGUGGACUCUGCGGGCGGUCAGAUCACGAGGCUGCCGUGUGACCAUGCUUUCCAUCCUGCAUGCAUUGAGAAGUGGCUGACCAAGUUCAAGAACUCGUGCCCACUUUGCGGUGCGGCUCCAGCGUGAUGAGGGGAAUGUACAUAUUUCAUACAGGAUUUGAAGUGGUCUUGAAUUUGCACCGUUCUGCGGGUUUGCAUGCGCAUGAUCCUCUGGGAAAAUCCCAAAAGAUCAAGAAGGGGGUUCCCAAAUCCUCCAUGGCUUGCACCAUGGAGGUUUCUCGCAAACUCC
This is a messenger RNA of Durusdinium trenchii, 818 nucleotides long. NCBI's taxonomy places the organism in Eukaryota, Dinophyceae, Suessiales, Symbiodiniaceae. The record is from the annotation of a GenBank genome assembly.